Molecule: messenger RNA, 411 nt
Organism: Macrobrachium nipponense
Lineage: Eukaryota; Metazoa; Arthropoda; Malacostraca; Decapoda; Palaemonidae
Exons: 3
Coding region: 1-411 (136 amino acids)
Cellular component (GO): nucleosome; nucleus
Molecular function (GO): structural constituent of chromatin; DNA binding; protein heterodimerization activity
Source: RefSeq, a predicted model, not a curated record
AUGAUAACUUCAUCACCUUCUUCACGAGAGUUCUUGGAAGUGGAUCAUAUCAAAUCCGUCGCUUAUGUCAUGAUGACUCAAGCAAUGGCGAAGAGCACAGAGCUGCUCAUCAGAAAGCUGCCCUUCCAGCGCCUCGUUCGAGAGAUUGCCCAGGACUUCAAGACCAACCUUCGUUUCCAGUCUUCUGCAGUCAUGGUGCUGCAGGAGGCAUCUGAGGCCUACCUCGUCGGUCUCUUUGAAGACACCAACUUGUGCGCCAUCCACGCCAAGAGGGUCACCAUCAUGCCCAAGGAUAUUCAGCUUGCCCACCGCAUUCGUGUAUUAGAGAUCAUGUUCGAUCCUUUGCAACACCCGGAGACUGUCAUCAGUCAUUCCAGGACCUCCAGAGGGGAAGUCGAAUUGGAAGAGUGA